This is a messenger RNA of Micropterus salmoides (largemouth bass), 751 nucleotides long. Its product is annotated as choline transporter-like protein 5-A. The transcript is spliced from 8 exons. Lineage: Eukaryota; Metazoa; Chordata; Actinopteri; Centrarchiformes; Centrarchidae. The record is from RefSeq and is a predicted model, not a curated record. The annotation marks the transcript as partial.
UGCACUGAUGUCUUAUGUUGUUUGAUCUUCAUCAUUGUCAUCCUCUCAUAUGUGGCCCUGGGGAUAGUGGCCUGGUUACAUGGGGAUCCCAGGAAGGUACUCCAUCCAACAGACAGUUAUGGCCAGUUCUGUGGUCAGAAGGGAACUACCAAUGCGAAGAAACCCAUCCUUUUCUAUUUCAACAUCUUGAAAUGUACCAACCCGACUAUACUCAUCAACCUACAGUGCCCCACAACUCAGAUGUGUGUGUCAAAGUGCCCAGACAAGUUUGCCACCUACACUGAGAUGCAGUUGCAGCACAAACUCGGCAAGAGUUCCUGGGAAUAUUACAGACAGUUCUGUAAGCCUGGCUUUAACAACCCUGACAAGCCAGUGUCUCAGGUUCUACGAGAUGAGGACUGUCCCUCCAUGAUUGUACCUAGCAGACCAUUUCUCCAGAGAUGUCUACCAGACUUCAUCACGCUGAAUGGGACCGUGACUGUAGCAAACAGAACCAGGUUUAAAGACGCUCUGGAAAUGGCACGCAGUGUUACUGAACUCCAACAUGCUGCCAAGGGUAUAACAGAACUAAUGGACACUAAGGAGCUGGGCAUGAAGAUAGUGGAAGAUUACGCCAAGUCAUGGGCAUGGAUACUCAUAGGUCUGCUGUUAUCCUUGGCUGUUAGUCUGGUCUUCAUCCUGCUGCUGAGGUUCACAGCUGGUUUGCUGUUGUGGACUACCAUCAUCGCUGUCAUCCUGCUGCUGGCAUACG